This is a messenger RNA of Myotis myotis, 3665 nucleotides long. It is a transcript of the gene RBM41, whose product is annotated as RNA binding motif protein 41. Gene Ontology annotation, molecular function: pre-mRNA intronic binding; U12 snRNA binding. Gene Ontology annotation, biological process: mRNA splicing, via spliceosome. The record is from RefSeq and is a predicted model, not a curated record. The coding region runs from base 106 to 1284 and encodes 392 amino acids. Gene Ontology annotation, cellular component: U12-type spliceosomal complex. NCBI's taxonomy places the organism in Eukaryota, Metazoa, Chordata, Mammalia, Chiroptera, Vespertilionidae. The transcript has 7 exons.
AAUUAAAACGUUCACGAGCCUGAGUACAUAUGGAUUUCUGAUUCUCCAGAAGUACAUGUCUUUUAAGCCUCUGUUACAGAUAGAGGAGAACCAUUAGCGCAAGAGAUGUCAAACUUGUGUCUGAUCAUUGUGGUUACACAGGACGGACCAGAGGCUCCACUGGAAACAGCAGCUCUGCGCUACUACAAUUCCCAGAGCCCCGCACUCCACCACAAUCCCCUCAGAGUUGGCUGCGCAGAAUUCUGGGACUUGAAGUCCGAGGCCUGUUUAUCCAAGUUAGAGAAAAGGGCCUGUGGAAACAUGAAGAGGGUAAACAGCUGUGUGAAGAGUGAUGAUCAUGUCCUGGAAGAGUUAGAAACAGAAGGGGAGAGGCAGCUGAAAAGCCUCCUUCAGCAUCAACUUGACACCUCUGUCUCCAUUGAGGAAUGUGUGUCUAAGAAAGAGAGUUUUGCUCCUGGUACUAUGUAUAAGCCCUUUGGGAAGGAAGCAGCCGGAACUAUGACUUUGUCCCAGUUUCAAACAUUGCAUGAGAAGGACCAGGAAAUUGCUGCCCUCAGGGAACUAGGGCUCAAUGAAACAGAAAUCUUGAUCUGGAAGAGCCAUGUUUCAGGUGAAAAGAGGACGAGACUGAGGGCAACCCCUGAAGCAAUACAGCACUGCCUUCAAGAUAUUGAAGAAAGGAUCUCAGAGCGUCAGCGCAUCCUUUGCCUGCCACAGAGAUUUGCUAAAAGCAAACAGCUGACCCGGCGAGAAAUGGAAAUAGAAAAAUCUUUAUUUCAGGGUGCUGAUCGUCACUCCUUCCUUAAGGCUCUUUACUACCAAGAUGAACCCCAAAAGAAGAACAAAGGUGAUCCUAUGAACAACCUGGAAAAUUUUUACCAAGAGAUGAUAAUGAAAAAACGUCUUGAAGAGUUCCAACUUAUGAGAGGUGAACCCUUUGCUUCCCACUCACUGGUCUCAGCUACAUCAGUGGGAGAUAGUGACACAGCUGAGAACCCGCCAUUACUCCAGGACAAGGGAGAACAGGCAGCACAGGGUAAAGGUCCCAGUCUUCAUGUGGCAAAAGUUAUUGAUAAUUCACCUGAGCAGUGUUGGACUGGGCCUAAGAAGCUGACGCAGCCAAUAGAAUUUGUCCCAGAAGAUGAGAUCCAGAGAAAUCGUUUGUCAGAGGAAGAGAUCCGAAAAAUUCCUAUGUUUUCUUCAUAUAAUCCAGGGGAGCCAAACAAGAGCAUUGAAUUCACAGGGCAAGCUGCAACCCUGAAAUUUGGAGAUACAGGCAAUUAAAGAGAACCACAGCCCAGAUCUACUUAUUAGGAGCGGAAAGCCACAGGAGCCAUAAACUGGUAGGAAUACUUAAGUGGUAACUUUGACAAAUUGCUUAAGUCAGAGUGUAGAUUAGUGUUUGAACAUAACAGUUUCUCAAUUUGAAGAGCCAAGAAAAAAGUCUGUUCCUGGCUAGUAAUAAAUCAGAUAGUAUUCAUAAAAGCACCAUAUAUGGUAGCCAUGGUGCCUCUGAAAUUAGUCAAUAAAUACCUCCAGGAACCCCACUAGGUUCUCAAGUUGAAGAGCCAAGAAAAAAUCUGUUCCUGGCAUGGGGAGCAGAAAAGUAAUCAUUUUGAAAUACACCCAGAGCUUCUACAGAACAAAGGACUAUCCAACAUGUGAAACAAUUUUACUAAAGCCUUCUCCACUAUGGGAGAAGGGAAAUCAUCUUACUUUAGGCCCCUCUGGUCUUCCUGUCCCAUCUGAGAGAGAGAAAAAAAGAAAACUGUGAAACACUUCUGAAAAUUACAGUCUAGGGACCCAGGCACACUGAAAGACUGAGGCUUAAUUAUAGAAUUUCAGAAUGUUUCCCUUACCCUACACCUUACCACCACAUCAACAGGGCUUUAGGAUAAUAACUAUGGUACAGCUGAAAAACCUGCAAGGCUCAGACUAUAAAAAGUUUUCAGGGAAACCCAGAGAAAACAUGGGAAACAAAAACAAGGACAUUACAAGAAAUUGAAACCUGUGACACCUACAGCUAGAGUAAACAUUAAACACAGCCCAACGCCUGGCAAGAUUAACAAAAAAAAAAUCACGCUAACAGCCUGUUUACCUCAGAUCCUAUUAUGUUGUACAUCAAGUUUGACUUUCAACAUAGAAGAAAUUGUAAGGCAUGGUAAAAGAAAAAACAGUUUCAAGAGACAAAACAAGCAUCAGAACCAAAGUCAGAUAUGGCUCAAGUUUUGGAAUGAUUACGUAUAUAGAAUGUAACAUAAUUAAAUGCUAAAGAAUCUAUUAGAAAUAGUACACAAUAUGCAAAAACAGGUCAAGUAAACAGAAAUAGAAACUCAAAGAAAUAAUUAAAAGGAGAUGGUAGAAAUAAAAAGCACUAUAAUAGGAAUAACACUUUGAUAGGCUCAUUAGUAUACUUGGUAUGGCCAAGGAAAGAAUCAGUAAGCUUGAAGACAUGUCAGUACAAACAACCCAGACUAAAAUGCAAAGAAAAAAAGACUUAAAAAAUGGAACUAAUGUCCAAGAACGAUGGGACAAUUUUAAAAGGUGUAACAUACACAUUAUUGGAAUACCAGAAGGAUAAGAGAAAAAGGAACAGAAGAAAUUUUUGAAGUAAUGAUGGCUGAGAAUUUUUCAAAAUUACCAGACCACUGAUACAGGAUUUGAGCAGAGAACACCAAGCAGGAUAACUACCAAAACAAAAAAACAGCUAAGCAUAUCAUGUGCAAAUACAGAAGACAGAGAAAAUCUUGAAAACAGCCAGAAGAAAACCACUUUGUCUAUAGAGAAACAAAGAUAACAAUCGCAUUGGAUUUCUCAUCAGAAACCAUGCAAACAAGAAGACAGUGGUGUCAAAUAUUUAAUAUUUAAAGUAUUGGGUGGGGGGAACCCCACCUACCUAGAGUUCUGUAUCUAGAAAAAAUAUCCUUCAAAAGUGAAGGAAAAAUAAAGAUUUUAUCAGACAAACAAAAAUAGGGAAUUUGUUGCCAGUAAACCUGCCUUGCAAGAAAAAAAAAAUUAAGUUCUUCAGAGAGAAGGAAAAUAAUAUAGGUUAGAAAAUCAGAUCCCUAUAAAGAAAGGAAAAGCAUAAAAAUGGAAUAUCUGAAGGUAAAAUUUUUUAUUUUUUAUUUUAAGUGAUCUAAAAGAUAACUGUUCAAAAUAAUAAUAGCAUUGUGUUAGGUAAUUAUAGCAUAUAGAUAAGUGAAAUGAAUGGCAGGAAUGUUAUAAGGUAUAGGAGGGAAAAAUUAGUAUUUAGUAUACUAUUAUAAGAUAUCUGCACUACCUGUGAACUGGUUAGUGUUAAUUGAGAGUGGACUUAGAUUAGUUAUAAAUGUAUAUUGCAAACUCUAGGGCAACCACUAAGAAUUGUAAAUAGAAGUCUAAUUAAUAUGCUACUAGAGGGGUAAAAAUGGAAUCAUAUAAAAUGAUACUCAUUCUCUACAAUCUUUCCCAGAAAAUAGAAGCAAAGGGAACAUUUUCUGACUUGUUUUAUGAGGGCCGGCAUUAGCUUAAUACCAAAACCAGAUGAAGAUAUUACAAUUUAAAAAAAAUAAUAAUUACAGACCAGUCUCUCUCAUGAGCAUAGAUGUAAAAUCAUAAAUAUUAGGAAAGUCAGAAUAGUUGAUUGAGAUACUUUUUUUUUUUAAAUAUAUUUUAUUGAUUUUUUA